CGCUUAUCACAACAGACCAGAGUUGGCCGAAGAGAAGUGUGACUUCUUCACUUCGGAGCUAAGUCUCUCUGUUUUAUCCCUUUUCCCUCCAUAUUUUUCACCGCGGGUUCUCACGUUAGAAGUCUGCCAGCCUCUGUUUCAGGAUGGUGAAAGUGUCGUUUAACUCGGCUCUGGCACAGAAAGAUGUGAAGAAAGACGCUGAAACUCUGAUCCCAGAGGACACGGAUCCGGAGGGGGCUCUGAUUGUGCGUCACCAUUCUCGCACCUGGUGCUGGUGCAUGUGCCUUGGCCUUGCCCUCAUCCUGUUUGGGAUGGUGUUUACAGGAGCUUACGUGUAUCAACACUUGGCCCAUGAGGUAAGCCCAAGACUCGACACUGUCUGGGAGAAGAAGAAUGACCACCAGGUGUAUUUCUGUGGGGCACAGUACAUGGAGGAGAACUAUAUGAUCCGUGAGGAGGAGGAGGACGUGGAGGUGGACCUAGCCAAUGGGCACCACUUGCGGUUUCUGAAGGAGACUAUCCAGGUACUGGAGAGGGACCAGGUGGAGCUCAUUGAAGUGCCUGUGCCUGACUUUGACGAUGGAGACCCAGCUCAAAUUGUUCACGAUUUCCAGCGGAGUCUGACUGCUUAUUUGGAUCUGAACCUGAACAAGUGCUACGUCAUCCCACUCAACACCUCUGUCGUCAUGCCUCCCAGAGACCUUUUGGAAGUCCUUAUCAACAUCAAGGCUGGCAGCUACCUGCCCCAGACGUAUCUGGUCCGUGAGGAGAUGAUGGUGACUGAGCGUCUGGAGCACGUGGAGCAGCUCGGCUUCUUCAUCGCCAACCUCUGCCUUGGCAAAGAAACCUACAAGCUGCAGCACAGAGACAGAAUUCUUGGUAUGCAGAAGCGCGAAGUUCUGAACUGCCACAAGAUCCGUCACUUCGAGAACAAGUUUGUGAUGGAGACUUUGAUCUGCGAGCCUUAGGAUGCCUCGUCGCCUCACUGCAGCUCUUCAAGUCGCUGCCGUGCAAUGAGACUGUGUUCUUGACCUCACCUGUCUUUCUUCUGUCCUUUUACUUCAGGUCGCUUGAGUAAGUGAGGGGAGUGAAAUGUGAAGCUGUUUGGUAAAUAGUUGUUGAUUGUUUUUUUUUUUUGUUUUUUUUUAAGUAAAUAAAGGUGAAGCGUUGAGUAAUUUUCCACUUUCUGCACAAAGAUCGCCUGGGAUUCUUUACAGAAAUGAACAAGCUUAAAGUCAGCUGAGUAUUCAAGUUAUAAAUUAUUUUAAUCAAAGCAAUUACAAAAAUAACAAACAUUUAUUUUAAUAGAUAUGGGUAAUUUUUUUUUUUGCCUUUCUUUCAGUUCAAAUAUAUGAUUUCAAGAGAAAAGGCAACUUUUGUUUCACUGAUCCUGAUUUUUCUUUUUAACCUUUUCAGUCCAGGGAAGCUCUGUUUUUUGUAUUUUGUCUGCUGUAGCUAUUAUUACACUGCACCAGUUUUUCUUAACUGGAAAAUGAAAGUAAAAGUGUGGAGGUGUUUUUAUUUUCUUUAGCUUUGAAUAAAUAUGAGAAUUAAGAAAAAAAAAAAAGAAGGCGGCGCACACAGAAAACAUACACUUGUGGUAAAAACUUUUUUACAAGCUUGUCUCUUUUU
Messenger RNA from Melanotaenia boesemani (Boeseman's rainbowfish), 1632 nucleotides. RefSeq names its product integral membrane protein 2B-like. Gene Ontology annotation, cellular component: Golgi apparatus; extracellular exosome; plasma membrane. The transcript is spliced from 7 exons. Gene Ontology annotation, biological process: negative regulation of amyloid precursor protein biosynthetic process. The record is from RefSeq and is a predicted model, not a curated record. Lineage: Eukaryota; Metazoa; Chordata; Actinopteri; Atheriniformes; Melanotaeniidae. Gene Ontology annotation, molecular function: amyloid-beta binding. The coding region runs from base 144 to 968 and encodes 274 amino acids.